Messenger RNA from Brassica oleracea var. oleracea, 519 nucleotides. RefSeq names its product glutathione S-transferase T3-like. The transcript has a single exon. Lineage: Eukaryota; Viridiplantae; Streptophyta; Magnoliopsida; Brassicales; Brassicaceae. The coding region runs from base 1 to 519 and encodes 172 amino acids. The record is from RefSeq and is a predicted model, not a curated record.
AUGGAUUCUUAUCCAUCUUCCCAUUCCUCAAAAUUUGUUGACUUACUUAAUAGCCAACAAAACAUUUCGUUUGGUAACUAUGAAGAGAGUGUCUCACUAUCUUCAUCACAAGCUGUUGGAACCGAAGAUGGUGUAGAGACUGGUACACAGCGUAGAGAAAGGCAGGAGUGGACGCCUGCGGAUGAUAUUCUGCUGAUUAGCUCGUGGCUUAACACAAGAAAAGAUCCUGUGAUUAGCAACGAGCAAAGAUCAUGCACUUUCUGGUCAAGAGUAGCAACUUAUUUUGCGGCAAGUCGUCAAGAUGGUGUCUGCGAGAGAGAGGCCAUGCAUUGCAAGCAACGUUGUCACAAGAUCAAUGAUCUUGUGUGCAAGUUCUGUGGAGCCUACGAAGCUGCAAGCAGGGAGAAGACCAGCGGUCAAAACGAGAAUGAUGUGCUCAAACUAGCACAUCAAAUAUUCUACACCAACCAUAAGAAUAAAUUCCUCUUGGAACAUGCUUGCACUACAAGAAAACAUUGA